GCUUUGCCGUAAAAUGGACGGUGUAGGUGGGGAAAAUGUGUUGAAGGAUGCAGGAGUUGGAGACUGCUGGGCUGGAAAGUGGUUAAAUAUACCAGAGAGAGAGAGAGAAAAAAAUAACUUGUGCAUUUGAGGGGAAGGAGCGAGCUGGUCGGCAAUGAAGUCGGGUAGCAGGCGAAAGCGAUACAGUUGUUGUUGGUUGGUACAUUAUAACCCGGCUCUUGCUGAGUGAGAGAGUCUGAACGUUGUACUGGCGCAGUCGAGCCUCGGGGCUAGCGAUGUCUCCGCGAUAUCCAACCUCCAGGAGAACGGGCCAUGCACAACUUGUAUUUCAGCAGCCAGAAAUACAUUCCUCAUAAACCUAGCCCUGCCUUCUCGAACUCCCUUGAAAAAUGAAAUCGAUUUCUUAAAUCCUCAAUCGUUAAGUUGUCGGGCUGGACUUCCCUGUGGGAAUAAGGCUUCUAGCAUCAAGAUGGAUCCAUCCACCAUUGAGUGAGAAAACCGUUGCAGCUGUUGGGAUGAAAAACCGGAUGUAGAGAUGAGGCGUGAAGGCUCAGUUAGGUGCUUGAGAGUUACAAGUUAACCAGGAAGGACCUGAAGAGAGAGCUAAGAAGAGCCAGGAGGGGACAUGAGAAGCCUUUAGCAGACUCAGUUGAUUUUAUUUUCAUUUUGGCCGCGAUGGUGCUGAGCAGGACUGAAUGCGAAAGACCGUGUGUGCUCUGAAAAGCUGACUAUGUACAGUCUCCCUGGAAGGAGGUCACCUGGACAGGAUGCUGAAACCUGCUCUCGUCCCCUGUCUCAGGCCCGUGUCUACUUGGAGCAGAUCCGGAGUCGAGUGUCUCCCAGCAUCUCAGAGAGCCAUCAGGCAACCAGAAGCACAACCAGCAAAAGAGACUACCUUGUUGAUGCGGCGAAGCAGAUACGCUUAGCCUUGGACAGAGAGGUUAAUGAGGAUUAUGAGGCUGCAUUUAACUAUUACAAGAAUGGUGUGGAUCUGCUACUGAAGGGAGUGCAAGUUGAUCCAAACAAAGAGCGUCGUGAAGCUGUGAAACGAAAAACAACCCAGUAUUUGAAGCGAGCCGAGGAAAUAUUCAACUCUCACUUACAGGGGAGCUUAGGAAAUGGUACCGACGAUUCAGGGGGUUUCAGUAGCCUGAGGUUUCGGCCAAAUAGAAUCCUCAGCUCACCAGUAGAGGAUCUGAAAACAUCCAAAGUCAUAGCAAUAGUUGACAAGGUCCUGUUAGUGCAGAAUCCAUCCUCCAAGGAGCCCUUCAUAGUGAAAAGUCUACCCAAAUGUAGCCUGGUGAAUCGUGAAUGUCCGACAAUAAUACCACAGGGUGUUCCGUUUAUGGUGCAACUUCUGCAGUAUUAUGUCAGCGAUGACGCAGUCUUCCUUCACCUGGAGCACGUACCAGCAGGGAAGCUCUGGUCUCAGCUGCGUCACCUCCGUCCAUCUGUUGCAGAAAAGGGUAUGGAAUUUCCAGAAUGCUCCAGUCCACAUCACACAACCAUUAAAAUGAGAAACAGCUACACUGCUCCCUCUCUCUCAUCCAUGUGCUGUGACAAUUCCGUACUUCCACCCAAUAGCAAGAGGGAAUGGCAAAAAGAGACCAAGAAUGAAAUAAAUGGCGAAUAUGACAAUAAGUAUGGUUACAGCACUGAUGGUAUCAAUGAUCCAAAAUCAAGUACGUCACAAGGAUUUGUGAAAGACCAGGCAUCCCACCGAAUAAAUGGCACAGACCAACUAAGUACACACAAUGCAAGUGCAAAAAUCUGGCGGGGAAAUAAUGGAAUUUCAAAGGGUUGCAUAGCAUUGAAUGGCUUGCGGGGGAGUGCUGAGGGGACAAGCUUUCAAGUGGCGCAGCUGAUAUACAGCGCGGAUGUAACUUUUGACCUCACUGCCUUGCUUCCUGCAAAGGAUGCUAAGUUGACUCCAAGCAGUAAAACUGCAAAUCACACCAUGACAAUAACUGUGGACCAUUUAAUGCAAAAUGAUCUUCAGAGUGAAAAGAGUCAGCUUCUCUACGAGGAUAAGAUUUUACGGUCCCAUGAAUGUUUCUUAGAGACAAAAAGCUUCAAUGAUACAUUGAGUCCAAAGUCAUCCGAAACUAACCAAAGCCAAGCAGCUUCAGAUUUGUUAAAAGAAAAGGCUAUUUUAAUUCAAGAGGAGCCUGUGAAUGGAUCGAGUCCAAUUAGAAGUCCUGUUAGAGCCACCAGCUUGAACUUGAAGGCUAGCAGACGGCAAGGGCAAAGGGGUUCAUACCAAAUUACAGUCAAUCCUUUAGAUACUAUUGAGGAUAGUAGCAAAGUCACCGGUGUUAUGGAUAAUUCUGAGCUAGUACUUGUCAGAGCAUCAUCUGUAAUGCCUGUGAGAAAUACAGCUGUCACAGUGUUGGGAAAGGGGCUGUCUGAGCAGAAGACUUCCGUGAGUGUUCUCGGCCCUGUACAACAACCUAAUACACAUUUGAUAUCAUCUUUAAUUGAGCAACCAGUAAAGUCAUUAAAAUCGAAAGGCAUCUCGACUAAUGACAUGGAAGUGUUGAACCAUGAAGGUGAAAGUCCUAAGAUUGACCAUCUGUUUCAACUUCCAAACCAAAUUCCAGUUCCUGAAACCCAUUGUGACUGUGAGGACUGCGAUGCCAGAACUAUUUUGUGCACGGGGUGUCUUCACAAAGCUGAGAACGGAGGGUGCUGUAGCAGGAUUUCAGGCUCUUCAGCUCCUGACAAAGCAGAAGAAAGGGAGUUUGCAUCUUUUUCAACUCAACAUUCAAAAGCUGAACUGCCUGAUCCAAACCAAACCUCCUCAAGUCUGUCCGAUGAUCACGUUAGAAUCUGGGCAGCUGAGAUGGUUCUUGCUUUAGAAAGCCUCCAUCAGCAGGGAAUUAUUUGUCUGGAUCUAAAUCCAAGAAAUAUACUUGUGGAUAAUGCAGGUCACGUUUGCCUCACGUACUUUGGCCAGUGGAGCGAAGUUGAAGUUCAAUGUAGCACCAAAGCCAUAGAGGAUAUGUAUUGUGCACCAGAAGUCGGUGGGGUUGGAAGAGUAACAGAGGCCUGUGACUGGUGGAGCCUUGGAGCAUUGCUGUUUGAACUUCUAACUGGGAUGACUCUGUCUCAGUGCUACCCUUCCAGAAUCCAUUCUCACACCCAGCUCCGACUCCCGGACCAUCUCAGUCCUGCUGCAGUGUCACUUCUUCAACAGUUGUUGCAGUGGGAUUAUCGCUGCCGGCUUGGUUCUGGUGAGAAUGGAGCACAGGAGGUAAAAUCUCACUCCUUUUUCAGCACCGUGAACUGGGACAAGCUGAAUGGUUAUAGAUGAGGUGCGUCACAGGAAAUCCUCUACCUGACCUAAUGACUAACAACAAAAGCUUGGAAGGAGAACAGAGUGUACUCGGAUGAUCAGGGAAUUUGUGCACUACGCUGACUCUCGAACAAUUUCCGCAGCCAUGAUCUACAGCAGAAUGUAGCUAAGACUGGAGAUUUACCAGGCAUGUUUAAGCCAGUUACAGUAACACUAAAGCUGAUCAUGGGUUCCUCCAGCUUGCUGUGACAAUGCCCAUGUUGUCAAAGACCCAAUCAGACACUCUUCAGUGAAUUUUUAACUUUGAUCAAGUGACAUUAAUCAUUUUUGUGAUGAGAUGUACUUAGACAUGAUGGCCCUUCCUGGUUAAGGAUCCCUCUUUAUCUGGCGUCCAGCUCCUCUUCUCCCAUAAGGGAAUCCCCAUCUCUCAAUUUUUCAGUCCGAUGUCUUUGUCUUUCUCCUUGCCAUCUCUAGCAAAAACCACAUUCCACACCAAAUGAUCAGGUUUGUUACCUUGCCUGAGCCCACCAAUGCAGGCAAGGUUGGUAAUCCCAAACUGUCCUUGCCUGAAUGUCAAAAAUGUUUCAAGGUGUUUGGUGCUAAAACUAAAGUGGGGCCCAAUGAUUAAUUGGAUCAGAAACAUUCGCAACUGUUAAGCUAUGGUUCACUCUCAAUCCAGAGUUGUCCAAUUCACCCAACCUUGAUUUGAGGUUUUUUCCCCCUCAUUUGUUUUUACACAAGCGAGAAAUUCAUGGGAAAUGGAGAUGGGAUUUUCUUAACAAAUGAAAAUACAGUUGAGUGUUUUGAGAUUUCAUUUUGAUUAUUUAGUGGCUUCCACCAAAAUAAAAUCUUGUCAAGAUGUCUCUUGUUUCCCCUCCUGUCAUGGGAAAGUGUCUGACUGGCAGUGUGAGAUCAGACAUUCUAUAUUUAACAAGCAUUACUAUUUGUUAUGAAUAAAUGGGUAAAUAAUUAUGAAUCAUUGUCAUAUGACACUAGUUGAAACUCUAAACCCCUUAUAAGGACUUGGAAGGCAAUCUAAUGGUCCCCUGUACACAGGGUUUGUUUCCUUUGGCUCACCAGGAUGUGCUGAUCCUCGAUUCUCCUUCAGCACUUGCUUGCAGAAGACACAAGGUGGGUAGGUUCAUGCAUUAAAAGUUUCUGGCUUACUGGUUAAGAGCCACAGCUUGCAAAAAAUAAACUGGUCAUCUUGAGGUUCAAGAUGCUUUUAACUACAGAGUAGUAACCUCUCUCCUUCCAGAGGUCCAAUGGUUUCUGCCCCAACAUUUAUACCUGCAAGCUGUUCAGCUACCUGGGAACCAAUCACAUAGUUGGUGGCAAGUAGAAGGCUUUUGUCAUCAAUAACCAGUUGUUAGUCCAUCAACCAAUCAGCUCCUUGUUACCAGUCAAAGCUCUUUUUGUACGCACCCCUUGGCUUCAGUUCGUUUGCAAAUUAAGUUUUCACUACUGCUUGAAGUAGUUGUGUUUUUUUUUCAAAUCAACUUGUUCAGAGAUGUUAUGACACACUCCUGGAGCAGAUGAGACUUGAACCCAGGUCUUCUGGCUGAGAGGUAAGGAUAUUACCAUUACACCACAAGAGCCCAAGAUGUAGCUGUGUAAGCAGUACUUUUAGAUUACUGUCAGAUUACUUUUUAAAAAGUAUAGCAAUCUUUCAACAUUUCUUGCAUUUUACACCAGUUCUUUUCUCAUUUCAGUCCACAAUCAAAAAUACAAAGGGGGGACAAAAGUCUUUACACAGCUGCUGGUUCUGAGCCAUUACAGAAUUUAGUCUCGAACAUCCAUAAUUGUGCAAACCUGUGGUUAAGGCACUUAUUUUACUCCUUUCAGGACUCUGCUUGUUCUGCCUGGUCAACCGUUUGAACAGAUGAAGGGAAUUGUCAUUAACGAAACUUAAAUCUAAGUGACUUCCCUUUACUAGUCUUCCAAUUCCAUAUUCUGUGUCCUUUUUCAGAACAAGUGAAACCAUCAUGUAGUUCUUUUUGCUUUAAAGUACAGCCAGGACAGGAUCCGGCAAAAUGAUUGAUUAUACCUAAUUUCUGUAAUGGUCUCUCCACAAAAUUGUAACACAGGGCUGGUUAAUUCAAUGUAAAUCUGUUGCUCUGGGGUCUUGUUGGCUUCUGAAAUGGGGAAAUGAUUCAGUUAAUGCCUAGUAUGUUAAUGGUGCAUGUAUUGGUUCCAUGUUUAGUGUCACUGUAUAAAUAAUUUUCAUUGUAAAGUAUUCACAGUUCUUAUUCUGGAGCUUGGUAUCAACUGUGGAAUACUCAUGCAUGAGGAGGAGUGAACAGAGCAGCUACGCAAAUGGUAUGUGACUAUCAGACUGUCUGCCUCCCUCCAGUUGCAAGCAGACGUUAGUUGAACAUCCUGGAUCUCCCUCCUUUGCCGAUUUUCUGUUUUUAGCAGAAUGCCCAUGGUUUGGUCGUUCAUCAAAAGUUUUUAUGCUUCAAUGUUAACCAUGCAACGCACAGUACUACUAAAUUUAUUACUGCUUUCUGUUAAAAUGACAAAAGUUAAUUGUUGUUGCUGAAGGACAUUUGUAAAUGUCAUGAAUGAAUUCUUUUAUCUACAUUUUUAAAAAAAAAAUAUGCUAUUUAUCCCUCUUCAGUUGCCUUUUUACCAUUUUCUGUGAUUUUUGCGAAAUCAUCAUUGUUACAAGUGCUGAAGGAGGUUGUAUGUGGCCCAAACACACUCGUUUGAUGGUAAUGCUGGACAAGUCAGAUCACAGCAUUAAAUAUGGCUUUGUAGAUCAUGUGUUUUAAUUUUUGCAAUUGUCUAUUUGAGGUGGUUAGUCAUUAAAACAUUCGUAAGAGAUUGCA
Rhincodon typus (whale shark) is the source of this 6126-nucleotide messenger RNA. It is a transcript of the gene rps6kl1, whose product is annotated as ribosomal protein S6 kinase-like 1. NCBI's taxonomy places the organism in Eukaryota, Metazoa, Chordata, Chondrichthyes, Orectolobiformes, Rhincodontidae. The record is from RefSeq and is a predicted model, not a curated record. Gene Ontology annotation, molecular function: ATP binding; protein kinase activity. Gene Ontology annotation, biological process: protein phosphorylation. The coding region runs from base 731 to 3313 and encodes 860 amino acids. The transcript is spliced from 12 exons.